AUGACCGAGGAGCGUGCUGCCUGGACGAGAGAUUUGCUGCCUGUGACGGUCAUAGGCGACCUGGCGCCUGCUGCCCGCCCCUCACGCGCACUGCUCGACCCAGCGUCGGCUGCGCUGGAGCCGCUCGCCCAGAGGGCCAGUCGGCGGGAGGGGGAGCCGGAGCCCGAACCCGAGCCCGAGCCCAAGCCCGAGCCCAAGCCCAAGGCCGAAUCCGAGCUGGUGCGGGAGGUCCCCCGCGAGCUGGCCACCGACGAGACUCUCGCAGGCCUUGGCCGUAUCGUGACGGACCCCGAUGCCUUCACGGUGGGCAGAGGCACUUUCGAGAUCGUGAAGUGGCCCUGCUCGGGCUGGCGCCAGCUCGAUCCCGGAACUGGCGACGAGGCUGGAACCACCGAGGGAGAUUUCGAGGUCCACUGGAAGGGGGAUUUCUUUUAUGCGGAGAACCUUGCGGUGGCCACGCAGAACAACAAGUACCUCGACGGGCUCGGCGUCCCGCCGGAGUUCGCCUCGCACGCGGCUCCAGAGGCGGCGGAAGCCAUCCACCUCUGGAUGAGCGACUACCACCCAGACGGCGGUCAGCUCUUCUGGCCCAGGCAGCCGGUGCCGUUCGUGGUGUGCCUGGGCCCUUCCGCGCGAGGCGACGACAUCCGGCCCGAGGACAUGCGGGCGUUCCUGGUUCCCAGGGGCCUCGGCGUCUACCUGCACCCGGGCACGUGGCACAACGGUGUAUACGUGAACCCGAAGUACACGGCCUCGGGCCCCCUGAGAUUCCUGACUCGCCAGGGGAGGGUGCACGCCCGCGUCUCCGCGAGCUGGGCCGCGGAGUUCGGGGCCCUCCUGCGCGUGCCGCUCCACUGA
Messenger RNA from Prorocentrum cordatum, 858 nucleotides. Lineage: Eukaryota; Dinophyceae; Prorocentrales; Prorocentraceae. The record is from the annotation of a GenBank genome assembly.